AUGACGCAAGAAAAAAUUCUCCAAAACUUAGCAUUUUCUCAAAUUGCCAUUACGGUAGCUACGAUAAUAUUCCACUGUUACUUAGCGCCGCCUAAGCCAAAAUUAUGCAACGAUGAAAAUGAUUCGGGCUCUAGUCAAUCGGGUUCAAGUGAUGAUUUGGAUUCAAAUUGUGACGAUAGCUGGACCAGCUGGUCUAUUUGGGACGAUUGGUUUGUUUACUAUUAUGGCUAUUCUGGGCUCGAUACAGUUUUUCUCUGCACAGGAAUAUUAUCCAUUCUAGCUGGUCAUCUGAAAACUCUUUGCUCCUAUUCUUUGAGCAUAUUUUGCUGCUUCUCAAGCUUCGUUUGUUCGGUCUGCUUCGGUUUUAUCGGACAUUACUCGAAUUUCUUUUCGACGAAACUGGAAAUGAGCGUCAAUUUGUUUCUGAGCAUAUCAGGCGGGCUUGUGCAUCUGGCGCUUAUAAGAAAUAGUGAAAUAAUGUCCUAA
Oikopleura dioica is the source of this 486-nucleotide messenger RNA. The record is from the annotation of a GenBank genome assembly. Lineage: Eukaryota; Metazoa; Chordata; Appendicularia; Copelata; Oikopleuridae.